Molecule: messenger RNA, 571 nt
Organism: Acaulospora morrowiae
Lineage: Eukaryota; Fungi; Glomeromycota; Glomeromycetes; Diversisporales; Acaulosporaceae
Source: the annotation of a GenBank genome assembly
UAUAUUACGCCACGUUCGCAACAAGUAGAGUCGCCGUUAUCUUCUUACAAGCAGUUAUGGAAACACUCUUGGCAUUCCUCAAUCAUUUUCCAUUGUUUGCGAUCAUGCUAAGGUUUAAAGAUCCAGAGAGAUUACCGGGUGGAUUGAGAUUCGAAAUCUGUAAUCCGAAUUACUUUGCGCCUCAGGGAAUUGCGAGGGUGGUUCAAGGAAUUAAAUCUUUUUGGCCUCGGUCGGAUAGAUAUGACGCGCCGGACACGAGAAUAAAUGCACAAAGAUUGAUCGAACCGCAAAAAACGACUCGAAUAAGGAAAAAUCGGAUGAUGACUGCAAUUAAGGAAAAUGCUGACUCGGGUGUUUUUUCCAUCGAUCCUACUUUUCACGCGAAACAAUCGUUUCCGCAAAGAGUGAGCUAUCUCUUUAUGCAGAAUUUACCGAUACCACUAUCCGCAAUAUUUUUUCAAUACCUACUCCUCUGGAAACAGUUGAGUUCACAUUAUUUUUCAUUCUACGUUUUACGUUGCCUUGUGAGCGGUGAAACCAUUAAACACAUAGCCAGGCUUCAAUAUCCAAU